Paramuricea clavata is the source of this 1448-nucleotide messenger RNA. NCBI's taxonomy places the organism in Eukaryota, Metazoa, Cnidaria, Anthozoa, Malacalcyonacea, Plexauridae. The record is from the annotation of a GenBank genome assembly.
UUCCUUUAUCCUGAUUUAAAAUUUAAAUACAGAAAAAAAUUGCAUCUCAUCAUUCUCAUGUUGUUAUUGUAAUUUAAAUGGACUAUAUUAAAGCUUACAUUGAGUAUUCACCAUAGUGCAUAUGGAUGGCAGGCGCAUAAACAAAACCAUUUCCAAAAAUUUUGAAGAGAAAGGUUAUUUUUUCUUAUUUAGUUUUAUAAAUAAUCCAAAGAAUUAUAUCCAAUGUUUUGGGAUCAUUCAAAUGUUUAUACAGUCUAUUACAAGAUCUAGGUUACUAAAAGCUGUUACUAAUGGCAAGUCGUGGACAUUUACACGCUCAAAAUCAGACAGCGCCGUGAACGUUUUUAACAGACAGGUGAAACGGUUGCAGAAGAACAGAGCUGCAUUGCUGCCCAACACUGAUGAUUACGAUUAUCUCAAAGACGAAGUCGCUAGAAGGAUUGUAGAUCGACUUAGCGACGUUUCCCGCCAUUUUCCACUAGUUCUAGACCUAGGUUGUGGAAAAGGUCACAUUGCAAAAGCUCUGACAAAAACCCACCUGACCUCCCUUGUGCAAUGCGACUUGUCUGAAGAAAUGUUACAAAGCUCAUUCAUCCACCCGGAUAUUCCAACUAAAAAAUUAAUUGUGGACGAGGAAUUUCUACCCUUUGGCAAAAAUACUUUUGACGCGGUACUUAGUAGUUUAAGUCUCCAUUGGGUUAAUGACCUACCAGGCGUGUUCCGGCAAGUUAAGUCCAGCCUUAAAGAUGACGGCAUGUUCUUAAUGGGUUUGUUAGGUGGGGAAACAUUAUUUGAACUUCGUUGUUCCCUACAGCUUGCUGAGCUUGAAAUUGAAGGAGGUUUUGGUCCUCACAUAUCACCAUUUACUGAAAUGACUGAUAUUGGUAAUAUAGCCAGUCAGACGGGGUUUAAUCUAAUAACGGUGGACUAUGAUGAAAUUAUUGUUAACUAUCCAAGUAUCCAUGAGCUAAUGGAUGAUUUACGCGGCAUGGGUGAGAACAAUGCAUCAUGGGCUAGGAAAAAUGUUUUGCAACGUAAGACGACAGAGGUGGCAUCACAGAUAUACCGGGAAAUGUAUGGUGACAGUAAUGGCAAUAUUCCAGCAACUUUUCAAGUUUUGUUUCUCAUUGGUUGGAAACCGUCAGAUAAGCAGGAGAAACCUGCUGAGCGUGGUUCAGGGACAUUUAGUCUUAAAGAUAUCGAUAAGAUAGAUUUUGAGAAAUAGUUAAAUAUUAAAUUAAUAAAAUAUGUUUUAUAGAUAAGCAUUAUCAGGCUUGAUUAUUAUUGGAAUGAUAUUUCCUUAUGUAUCAGAAAACCUAUUGUGGACUCUUGUUAUUGUGACAUCAUUAUGACAUAGUUGACACCAUCACCAUCAUCAUUACCAUUACCAUCAUCACCAUUACCAUCAUAAAUAUCACCACUGGCCACUAUCAUCACUAUCACCACCA